Molecule: messenger RNA, 2914 nt
Organism: Homarus americanus (American lobster)
Lineage: Eukaryota; Metazoa; Arthropoda; Malacostraca; Decapoda; Nephropidae
Gene: Sox102F
Product: transcription factor Sox-5-like
Exons: 8
Coding region: 273-2885 (870 amino acids)
Biological process (GO): regulation of transcription by RNA polymerase II; cell fate commitment
Cellular component (GO): nucleus
Molecular function (GO): DNA-binding transcription factor activity, RNA polymerase II-specific; RNA polymerase II cis-regulatory region sequence-specific DNA binding
Source: RefSeq, a predicted model, not a curated record
GCCCUGCAGGCACGGCCCCGACCCUACACCAACACCACCACCACUGCUGCCUCUUGGCACCCUCACCUACUGAUGGCACGCGCCUAUCAAACAUACACGACAUCGGCUAAGUUUGGCACCUUGGCGAUGGGGAGAGAGGUCGGGGCUAGCAGUGUAAGCGAGCGACCUCCAGCCAUGGCCUCCUCCUCCGCCGCCCGCCGCCUCCACCUCCUCCGCGACGUUCUCCUGCCUCGUCCUCCUCCUACGUGGCUCCUGCUGGUCCGAGACUGACGAUGUCGUCGAAGCGUAAGUCGCUGCCGACGAAGGUACUGGACUCUUAUCCCGACCCCAGCGACAUGCUGGUGGAGGACGCCCCUCCCCUCGUCUCAACUACGGCUGGGGGCGACUCAGACAACUCCGCGGGAGGGUCAGAGUUUAGUUACGGCGACGAAGGUACAGUAGGGAUGUCCCCGGCCAGGUGGUCCGACUCCGAGGUGGUGGUGGCGUCGGCCGGCGAGGCGAAGAGGAGUAGGAGGGAAAGUUCGGCUGAUUCAGACGACCUGGCGCAGCAUCUCCACCCCUUCGCCAACCCGUUCUUCCAGGCGAGGCUACAGGAGGCGAGGCUACAGCAAGAACACGCCAGGCUACUCCAGGAAGCUGCUGUGGCGAGGCAUGAACAACAACAACAGCAGCAACACCAGCAACAACAACAACAACAACAACAACACCAGCAUCACCAACAACAACUCCACCAUCAUCUACAACAACAACACCAACAACAACAACAACAGCAGCAGCAACAACAACAACAGCAACAUUUUCAACAACAACAACAACAACAACAACAAGGAAGGAACUCACUGUCCCCGUUGUCUGAGGUCGAGAGAGGAGGACUACUUGCCAACGCCGCCAGGAAGUCGAUGGACGAUGUGUUGAAGCGCCUCACCUCCAAAAUGAGUCAUAGUACCAUUGAAGACGUCGAGCGAGCUAAACGAGAACGAGAAAGUAGCAAGCCCCCGGAGACCCACGCCACCCCCUCCAGCCCCCCUGUCUCAUCCAGCGGUGGUGGUGGGGGACCCCUAGGAGACUCUCUGGCCUCCAUGACCCAGCUCCUUAGUGCCGACCCGGAGGCACUACAUAGCCAAGAGAAGCGAAUCACGGAGAUAAUCGGUCAACUCCAGAAACUGAGAGAUUCUAUUCGACAACAACAACCACAAGAGCCCCAGCAUGAUAAGGUGGCCAGCGAACAGGAGGCGGCCCUACAGAUGCAGCAGGAGGCACUCAGGAAACAACAAGAGACCCUUCAACUCCUGCAACACCACAACACACUUAAAACCCUUCACAACCAGCUGUAUGGUCAGUAUGGCGCCAACAAGGGUCUCGGAGCUCUUCAACCUCCACAUAACCUCAUGUUCCUUCCUCUACUGGAGGGGUUGAGGGGAGGUACUCACGGUGCACCUCCAGCGCCUCCACCACCCCAAGUUCUACCCCCCAUCUCGCCCCCACACGAGUCAGCUCUCACUAAACUGCCUCCUGUCUCCGUUGCGGCGUCGGUUCCCGCGUGGAUGUCUGCCUCGGCCCAGUUGGCGCAGCUCUCCCAGAACUCCGCCCACACCACCCACACGCCUACACAGACGCCCGCACCCUCACACGAAAACCACGAGGAGAAGCCCCUCAACCUCACCAAGCCCAAAGAUGCCAGCCCCAAGCCCAGCGACCUGACCGGCUUGUCCCCGAAGGCUCCCGGUCUCCCGCCCUCCCUCGUACCACAUUCUUUCCUCCCCUACAUGACGCCGCCCUUCCCUGGCCUCCCAGACCACAAGGAUCUGUUGGGUGGCCUCGGCCAGACUCUAGGUCAGGGGCUAGGUCAGGGACUAGGUCAGGGACUAGGCUCCCUCCAAUCCCCCACCAUGGGCAAGCAUUACCCUCCCCCUGCCUUCCCUCCCAUGUACCUCCCUCCCUCCUCCUUACCUUCCUCCCUCCCACCACACUUAAACCACAUGGGCGGCCUAAGCCUGCCCUCAGCCACGCCCCUGACCUCGCUGACCUCGCUGGGAGGCAACAUGGGCGGCAUCACCUCCGUGACCACCUCCUCCCCCCACACCACGCAGGAGAAGGCCAAAGAGGAAGACUACGUCACCACCUGCCAGACAGCCAAGAUGUUCGGGGCAAAGAUCAUCCGGCAGACAAGGAAGGACACGGACGCCAAGCCCCACGUGAAGCGGCCGAUGAACGCCUUCAUGGUGUGGGCCAGAGACGAGAGGCGGAAGAUCCUCAAGGCCUGCCCGGACAUGCACAACUCUGCCAUCUCCAAGAUCCUGGGAUCAAGAUGGAAGUCAAUGUCCAACUCAGAGAAGCAGCCUUACUACGAGGAGCAGUCACGCCUCUCAAAGCUCCACAUGGAGAAGCACCCCGACUACCGCUACCGCCCGAGACCUAAACGCACCUGCAUCGUCGACGGCAAGAAGAUGCGCAUCUCGGAGUACAAGGCUCUUAUGCGGCAGAAACGCGACGAGAUGCGCACAAUGUACUUUCGCGACAACGGUCUCUCCGAUCUGGCCAAGCUCUUGCCUCCAGGAGCUGACCCCAUGAAGACCGACUUCCUGAAGUCAGGGCUCUUCAAGGACGACCUCCUGAAGAAGGACCUGAUGAGCACGGACAUCCUGGGCGCUGAUACUCACGGCGACCCUCCCACCAGCCGCGGCGGGGACCUCCCCUCCGUCAUGACCCCGACCUCUGAGUUCAGUCUCGACGGGUCGGCCUCGCCCUCCCCCGGAGCACCAGCGUCCACGACCUCAGACCUGGAGGACCACAUGGACGAGGAGUUCACGUCGUCGACAGAGAUCGUCAGCCAUGAGGAGGUGGAGGAGAACCAGCCACUCACUAUAGACGAGCGGCUCGCAUGAAAUACCUCACUGUGUCCUCCUCGCCCACA